Didymodactylos carnosus is the source of this 2340-nucleotide messenger RNA. The record is from the annotation of a GenBank genome assembly. Lineage: Eukaryota; Metazoa; Rotifera; Eurotatoria; Philodinida; Philodinidae.
AUGACAAUCGGGGUUCCCGACCGUGGGCGAAAAACGCCCAUUUUUCGCCCUUCUGAAACUCUCUUAACAUUAUGGAAACAUUACAAUCAAGAUGAUUUAUGUUCAUUUUUUGGAUUAUUAGAAUCAGCUAUUAGAGUGUUCAAUUAUUUAGGAAGAAAAAAUGCAGAAAGAUUAAUUGGAAUAAGUAGUAUGCAUAUAGCGCCCAAACUAUCCACAUUACCAUCAAAAUUAAUUGGCAUAUCUCAAGUUAAUAUUAAAACAAGUGUAAAUCGUCGAUCCGAUCAUUUUAAUGAACAACAAGGACUAUUUGGACAAAGACAACAUCCAGCGCCAUCGUCUGCAUCCCAUCGUAAUUUGUUAGAUGCUAAUUUAAGUAGUGAAAUUAGCUUGAUUACGUUAGAUACAAUUUGUUUAUUUACACAAUAUUUUAAUGAUUCUUUACAUAGUUCCUACAAUUCAUCAAUAACUAAACGUUUAUUUGAUAUUUAUUUACUAUUUUUACGUACAAAUCAAUCAGAACUAUUUCUCAAACAUUUGUUUAAAGCCUUUAAAUUAUUAAUAAUCAAAAUACCAGCAGUGUUAUUUGAAGGUGAUACAUCAUUAUGUGGCCAAUUUUGUUAUGAAUUACUUCGAUUAUGUAAUUCACCGUUGCCAAAUUUAAGAAUCGAAGCGUCAACAUUAUUAUUUACAUUAAUGAAAACAAAUUAUCAAUUUACAAAUAAUAAACAUUUUAUUAGAGUACACGUACAAACAGUCAAAAGUGUAUCUCAGUUGUUAGAAAAACAACUUCAGUUAAAUUCAACAACACAAAGUCAUAUUGAUGAUAGUCUACGUCUCAUUAAUAAUUAUGCUAAAUAUGAAAAGAAUGUACAGUUUCAAGCAGAAGUUAGUGAUUUAAUUACACGUAUUCACACAGUAAUAAUGUCAAUGAAUCAAUUGAGUUCAUAUGAAGAUAAUGAUGAGAUGUACAUCGAUUUACUUUAUAAAAUAGCUCAAUCUUAUACGUCAACAUCAGAAUUAAGAAAAACAUGGCUCGAAUGUAUGGCUAGAAAACAUCAAAAACAACAAAAUUAUGCUGAAGUUGGUCAUUGUUAUCUUCAUAUUGCUGCAUUAGUUGCUGAAUAUUUGAAAAGAAGAGAAAUAUAUGAUUUGGGUUGUGAUGGUUUCAAUAAAAUAUCUUUAAAUAUGAAAUUAGAUGAAUCAUCUAUGAAAAAUGAUGUUUAUUUACAAGAUAUACAUUAUACAAUGAAAGAUCUCAUUCAUUAUUUAACAAAAGCUGGCCAUUAUUUACAUAUAAGUGAAAGAUAUGAAAUAUUAGGGGAAAUAUUUAACAAAUUAAUUGUACCAAUUCAUGAACAAAAUAGAGACUAUCAAGCAUUAGCAAUUGUUUAUGGCCAAUUACAAGAUUCUUAUUCAAAAGCGGUCGAUGUAAAUAAAAGUGGAAAAAGAUUAUUAGGUUCAUAUUAUAAAGUAGCAUUUUACGGAAAAAAUAUUUUUUAUGAACAUGAUAAAGCGUAUGUGUACAAAGAACCGUUUGUUACUCAAUUACCAAUGAUUCGUGAAAGAUUAGAAAAAUUAUAUUCAGCGUAUGGAAAAGUAAAAAUGAUUUUAGAUUCAAAUAAAUUAAAUCAGUUUGAAAAUGAUGUUAGUUACAUUCAAAUUGUCUUUGUUCAACCAUAUUUUGAUUCAAUCGAAAUAAAAGAUCGUGUCAAUGAAUUUGAACGAUCGAAUAAUAUUCGACGAUUCUAUUAUGAUACUCCAGUAACAUUAGAUGGAACAAAAGGUCAUACACAACAAAUUGAACAACAAUGUAAGAUAAGAACAAUAUUGACAACUUCUCAUUCGUUUCCAUAUGUGAAAAAACGUAUUGAAAUUAUCGAUCAAAUUGAAUUACAUUUAUCACCGUUGGAAACAGCAUUAGAUGAAAUUCGAACAAAAAAUUCUGAGAUUAGAGCUAUUCUAAAUGAAGAGCCCAUACGUAUAGUUAUGAUUCAAUUGUUACUAGCUGGAAGUGUACAACCACAAGUGAAUGUCGGUGUUAUGGCCUAUGCACAAGCAUUUCUAGAUGAGACUAAAGUCAAAUAUUACAAUCAGAAAUUAAUCAAUCAAUUAAAAAAUGAAUUAUCUGAUUUUUUAUGUUUAUGUAAUGAUUUAAUUAUUGUUCAUGAACGUGAGUGUACUGCUGAUCAACGAACCUAUCAUCAGACAUUAGUCGAAGCAAAAAUGAAUUUAAAUGAUUUAUUAAAACCAUUUCUCGAUAAUGUUGAUAAUCUCGAUCAAAUGUUAUUGUCUUCCAAACUUACACUAUUCAAUUCAGAAUCAGAUUAUACAACAGCUUAA